Messenger RNA from Pseudopipra pipra, 1804 nucleotides. It is a transcript of the gene TRIM45, whose product is annotated as tripartite motif containing 45. Gene Ontology annotation, cellular component: nucleoplasm. The record is from RefSeq and is a predicted model, not a curated record. The coding region runs from base 1 to 1632 and encodes 543 amino acids. The transcript is spliced from 6 exons. Gene Ontology annotation, molecular function: zinc ion binding; protein binding; ubiquitin protein ligase activity. NCBI's taxonomy places the organism in Eukaryota, Metazoa, Chordata, Aves, Passeriformes, Pipridae.
AUGCUCGGCGGAGCGCCCACGCGGAGCCCGGCGGUGGCUGCCGGCAUGUCGGGGCCGCGCUGCCCGCAGUGCGCCCAGCCCUGGGUGUCGCCGCGGCUGCUGCCCUGCCUGCACUCGCUGUGCGACCCCUGCCUGCGGCGGCUCGGGGCGCUGGAGGGGGAGCCGGGGGGCGCCGCCCGCCCCGUCCUGUGCCCGGUGUGCGACGCCGAGGUGUCGCUGCCGCCCGGGGGCGUGGGGCAGCUCACCCCCGACUGCCUGGCCGGGAGCCGCGCCGGGGCGGCCGCGGGCUGCGACCUCUGCGCCGACGGGGCGGCGGCCGGGCGGUGCCUCACCUGCGGGGUCCGCCUAUGCCCCUUCUGCUGCCGGGCUCACAGGAGACAGAAGAAGACAGCUUCUCAUGCUGUGAUGGAGCUGGAGAACACCAAGGAUUGCAGCCAGGCCGGGAAGCCUCUCUUGUGCCCUUCCCAUCCCACAGAGGAGCUGAGGCUGUUCUGCGAGCAGUGUGACCAGCCGGUGUGCCAGGAGUGCGUGUUAGGCAGACACCGUCAGCACCCCUAUGACUUCACCAGCAAUGUCAUCCACAGGCAUGGGGACGCCCUGCGGAAGCUGCUCAAGAACACCCAGCAGCACAUGGACACCCUGGAGGAUGUGCUGAGCCAGAUUGAUAAGAUGGGCAGUGCCGUCCGCAGCCGCGCGGAGGCUGUGGCCACAGAGAUCUGCUUGUUUGCCAGUGGCUACGUGCGAGCGAUUGAAGAGCACCGGGACCGGCUGCUGAAGCAGCUGGAGGACUUGAAGGUGCAGAAGGAAAACCUGCUGCACUUGCAGAAGGCUCAGCUGCAGCAGCUGUUGCUGGACAUGAGGACAGGUGUGGAGUUCACAGAGCACUUGCUGAUGAGCGGCUCCGAUCUGGAGAUCCUCAUCACCAAAGGGGUGGUGUCAAGCCGUCUGACAAAGCUGAACAGCGUUGCUUACAGCACCCACCCCAGCGUGGAUGACAGAAUCCAGUUCUCUGCCCAGGAGAGGGCAGGGCAGUGUUGUGGCUAUGCAGUUUUUGGGGCCGUUCUCAAUAAAGUGGUUGAUCCAGCCAGAUGUACCCUGCAUGGGGAAGGUCUCCACAGUGCCCGUCAGAACCAGCGGACUGGCUUUACCCUGCUCUGCAAUGACACCACGGGGGAGCGGAUGGGGCAAGGAGGAGAGGCUGUGCAGGUCACCAUCACCCACAAGGACAAGAGAGACUGUGCGGUCAAGCCAACAGUGUGUGAUAAUGGUGAUGGGACCUACUAUAUUUCCUACAGCCCUGAGGAGCCAGGCUUGUAUGCUGUCUGCAUCUCUGUGAAAGGGCAACAUGUACAGGGCUCUCCGUUCACUCUGAAGGUGAAACACAAGUUCCGUGAGCACCAAGGUGUGUUCCACUGCUGCACGUUCUGCUCAAGCGGAGGGCAGAAAGCUGCUCGCUGUGCCUGUGGUGGGACCAUGCCAGGUGGGUACCAAGGCUGUGGCCAUGGACACAAAGGUCACCCUGGCUGCCACCACUGGUCGUGCUGUGGACAAGUGAAGCAGAGCUCAGAGUGUCUGGGUGGGCCACCCAGUGACACGUCAUCCAGGAGUUUGCUCAGGACAGUGGCGCUCUGAGCAGCCAGGUGAACUCCUGCGAGCCCAGGGCGCUGCUGCUGGCUGCUGCAUGAGCACCAACCAAGAUGACCCCUGUGAUCACUGCAUAGCCUCGCUGCCAGAAAACUACAUUGUGCUGGAUGUGACCUGAGAAAGGGGGAUGAGGGAAAAUAAAAUUGUGCCUUAUGUUCCA